UUUUAUUUUCAUUUGUUUGAGUGUGAGAUUUAGUCGCAUGGGCUGAACACACACGUUCAAAGCACAUGAUCCGGGUUCAUGUUGUGGAAAUGUUCAUUCCCACCACUGAGUGCGCUUCAGAGCCGUGGGGCUCUGGAGCUCGGUUGCUUCAUCCAGAAGAUUGGCGUCUAAGGACUCCCCAUGAGGGUUAUGGGUCAGCAGCAGCGGUGUGCAACUGAAGCGACCGCACCUCCUUACCCUUUCAUUUUGGACAUUCGAAACACGGAGAUAUGUCCAGAGACAGCAUGACGGCCGUGCGAGCAGCCCACGGGGCGAGCACCAGCACCGCGGCGGCGUCGCCCAAAGAGAACGGCGGCCACGCCGCGGCGAGCCCGGCUCCGCCCGUCGCCCGCUUCCAUCGCCCCUCUGCGGGAAACACGCCCGGCGAUGACACCCAGGCGUCGGCCACCAGCGAGUUGACGCAGACGUGGGUGCAGUUCGCCAAGACCUUUGUGCUCAUUUUCCCGAUUUACGCACUGGGCUACUUUGAGUUCAGCUUCAGUUGGAUGCUUAUUGGACUCGUGGUUUAUUUCUGGUGGAGGAGAAACGCUGGAGGAAAGCGAAGCCGCCUGAGCCGAGCUUUGGCUUUAUUGGAGCAGGAGGAGAGGAGCGUCGCGACAGGUCUGAGCACCUCCGACCUACCGCCGUGGGUCCACUUUCCGGACGUGGAGCGAGUAGAGUGGCUAAACAAGACAGUGAAGCAGAUGUGGCCUUACAUCUGCAAAUACGUGGAGAAGCUGUUCCGUGACACGGUGGAGCCAGCCGUUAAGGAGUCCAAUGCCCACCUCAGCACCUUUCGCUUCAGUAAGAUCGACAUUGGAGACAAACCUCUGAGGGUCAACGGUGUCAAAGUUUACUCUGAGAACGUGGAUCGACGACAGAUCGUCAUGGACCUACAAAUCAGCUUUGUAGGCAACACAGAGAUUGACGUGGACAUCAAACGUUACUACUGCAAAGCCGGAAUCAAAAGCAUUCAGAUUCACGGCGUGUUGCGUGUGCUGAUGGAGCCGUUGCUGGGCGACGUGCCUCUCGUCGGAGCGCUUUCCCUAUUCUUCCUCAAGAAGCCUCUUCUCGAUAUCAACUGGACGGGCCUCACUAACAUACUGGACAUUCCCGGACUCACCGGCCUUUCUGACAGUCUGAUUCAAGAUAUCAUCUCCUCCUAUUUGGUCUUGCCCAACCGAAUAACCAUCCCGCUGGUUGGAGACGUGGAACUGGCCCAGCUUCGCUUUCCUAUGCCGAAGGGAGUGCUUCGGAUUCACUUCUUAGAAGCCCAGGAUCUGGAAGGGAAGGAUAAAUUCCUAGGCGGGCUCAUCAAGGGAAAGUCGGACCCUUACGGCAUUCUGCAGAUCGGCAAUCAACUCUUCCAGAGCAAAACCAUCAAGGAGAGCCUUCAUCCCAAAUGGAACGAAGUUUAUGAGGCUUUGGUUUACGAGCACACUGGUCAGCACCUCGAGAUCGAGUUGUUCGACGAGGAUCCCGACAAAGAUGAUUUCUUGGGAAGCCUGAUGAUCGACAUGACCGAGCUGCACAAAGAACAAAAAGUGGAUGAAUGGUUCGACCUGGAAGAGGCUCCGACCGGGAAACUCCACUUAAAACUGGAGUGGCUAUCUCUGCUGUCCACGACAGAGAAGUUGGAGCAGGUGCUGCGAAGCGUCCGAGCUGACAGGAGCCUGGCCAAUGACGGCCUGUCGUCGGCGCUCCUGGUCGUCUAUUUGGAUUCGGCGAAGAACCUGCCAAGCAUCUUCAGUGGCAGCUUAGGCUGCGGCAAUUUAAGCGAGAGACGAGCGUCUGGCCUGGUGUUUUGUGAGAGCAACAGCUCAGAUUAUCGCACCAUCGGCAACAACCUGUCUGAUUUCACCUGUGACGGGUUGAAGCAGGUCUUUAAGGCCCUGAAGUCAGCAAAGAAGAGCAGCAGUGAGCCGAGUCCGUUUGUCCAAUUAACCAUCGGGCACAAGACUCAAGAGAGCAAGAUCCGCUACAAGACCAAGGAACCCUUGUGGGAAGAUUCCUUCUCAUUCCUGGUUCACAAUCCAAGGAGGCAGGAACUGGAGGUGGAGGUGAAAGACGACAAGACCAAGUGCACCUUGGGUAAUCUAACCGUGCCUCUGAGUGGCCUCUUGGACGAAGAGGACAUGACGCUGACGCAAUGCUUCCCGCUCAGAAACUCUGGUCCCAGCUCCAGCAUCAGAUUUAAAAUGGCCUUGCGGAUCCUAUCACUGGAAAAGCAAGGCUCCUCAGACCAGCCUUCCUCAGUCCGCGUCCGCAAGUCUAGUCUACCCCACCCGUCCGCCUCAACGAGAGCGUCCACCUCAGACUCGCCGCCCCCUCAUCCCCCCACCCCGCCACCACCUCCGCCCCAGCCCACGCACGCUUCUUCCCUCACGCUGCAUCACCGGGACGGUGAGCCAUACGCCGCAAGCCCUCUGCGCAGCGUCUCCAGCCUGUGCGUCGCCAUGUCGGCCUCCCAGAAGCACCUGGCUCACAAUGAGUCCACGCCCAGCUUGGCUUCAGACAUCUCGCUGCCCUUCGCCACCCUGGAGCUUCAGCAGAGGCUACGCCAGCUGCACAACGGCUCCACCCCCACUCAGUUUCCCUUGGGUGAGGUCCACCUGACAGUUCGGCAUAGCACCCAACGGAACAAGCUCAUCGUGGUGGUGCACGCCUGCCGAAAUUUGAUAGCUUUCUCCAAAGACACCUCGGACCCCUUCGUCCGUCUUUAUCUGCUGCCCGACAAAAGCCGCACUAGCCGGAGGAAGACGGGCACCGCGAAAAAGACCCUCAACCCUGUUUACGAUCAGACGUUUGAGUUUAGCGUCUCAACAGUGGAGCUCCAUAGAAGAACUCUGGAUGUCGCAGUAAAGAAUGGAGGGAACAUUUUGUCCAAACACAAAGGCCUUCUGGGAAAAGUGCUGGUUGAUUUAAGUGGAGAAGAUAUAGCAAAAGGAUGGACACAAUGGUAUGAGCUGAGCGAAGAUGGUUUUUCGUCGCCGAGGAGCAUCCAAGACUCAUUUACAUAGUGACCUGUUGUGAUUUGAACCAUUUUAUUUAUGUACUGUACAUUUUUGUCAUAUUGUAGAAUCAUUUCAAUCAGCAUGCGUUUUCCCAUGCGUUUUUCAUGCUGUCCUGAGAGCGUACAAGUAUCGUAACUUAUUGUAUUCAUAAUGAAAGAUUUUGUCACUGUUUUCGAUGUUGCUCGUACAUAACUUAGCAGGGCAUUAGAAUGAAGAAUUCAAAAUUUAAAAAAGCCACAGUUUUUACCAAAGGAGCAGAAUGAAACCCAAGAGUCGGCCAAGUAGCAGUCUUGUUUAUAUUUUUGUCCUAUAGUGAAUGCUUUGACUUUUGUUAUUUAUUUAUUUUGAUUUUAAAAUUGAAUGCACAUAUCAUUGAAUGCUAGGUGUACUUUUAGAUGGACUUUGUGCAAUAUUGUUUUAAGGUUCUUUAUUGUGGGGGUGAGGGGGCAUGCAUGGUCGCCACCAUGAGAAACUUUUGUGGGCGUUUUAUAGGGCUGCAAACAACGUUGGGGAAAAAAAGGUAUACUUGAAUUUGGAGUUUGAAGGUGAUUCAUGUCGGAUGUUAGCCAAGAAACCAGGCUAGAGACAACUGUUCAUGUGUUUCUUUUUUAAGCUGCCAGCAAACUAAAAAGUUAAUACAGAAAUUUGUAUACAUUUUUUGCCAUGCAGUUUUAACUUUGUGUUUAUUGGAGCUUUUUAUCUAUCCUGUGCCUUAAAAAAAGAAAAAAACCUCACCACCGUGUAAUUUUUGCCUUCUUAAAGUUAUUGAUUUUGAAUGAUGUGUGGCUUUUUGAUGAAUAAA
Messenger RNA from Corythoichthys intestinalis (scribbled pipefish), 3855 nucleotides. It is a transcript of the gene esyt2b, whose product is annotated as extended synaptotagmin-like protein 2b. NCBI's taxonomy places the organism in Eukaryota, Metazoa, Chordata, Actinopteri, Syngnathiformes, Syngnathidae. The coding region runs from base 270 to 3059 and encodes 929 amino acids. The record is from RefSeq and is a predicted model, not a curated record. Gene Ontology annotation, cellular component: endoplasmic reticulum membrane; extrinsic component of cytoplasmic side of plasma membrane. Gene Ontology annotation, molecular function: phosphatidylcholine binding; phosphatidylinositol binding; phosphatidylethanolamine binding. Gene Ontology annotation, biological process: lipid transport. The transcript has 24 exons.